Tribolium castaneum (red flour beetle) is the source of this 2849-nucleotide messenger RNA. Its product is annotated as PR domain zinc finger protein 15. Gene Ontology annotation, molecular function: RNA polymerase II cis-regulatory region sequence-specific DNA binding; protein binding; DNA-binding transcription factor activity, RNA polymerase II-specific. The coding region runs from base 152 to 2686 and encodes 844 amino acids. Gene Ontology annotation, biological process: regulation of transcription by RNA polymerase II. NCBI's taxonomy places the organism in Eukaryota, Metazoa, Arthropoda, Insecta, Coleoptera, Tenebrionidae. Gene Ontology annotation, cellular component: nucleus. The transcript is spliced from 8 exons. The record is from RefSeq and is a predicted model, not a curated record.
UUGUUAUUAACUGUCAAAAAUAUCAGUCUGUCAAUCAACUCAAAAUGGUUUGGUGCAGUGUUCCUAAUUAUUGCAAUUUUUUUGCAACAAUAAGACGAUAAUAGUGAGAUAAAAUGUGAAAACGGGCACUACAUUGGGGGUUCGUUGCAGCAUGAUUGCGAUGGAGAACAACAACACGAUGACCUUUGUUUGUGCGGAAUUAUCAUCGACCAUGUUCCAGAAGCUGUACGACCAAAAGAAAUCGAAUCGAUUUUGCGAUUUGACUCUGCACGUAAACAAUAAGAUCGUAAAAGCGCACCGUAACGUACUAGCAUGCAGUUCCCCGUAUUUCGAUUCGAUCCUCAAGCAUCACAAGAUAAUUAGAGAACAGUUGAUUAUAAAAUGUUUAGAUAGCGAAAUUUUUAACACGAUUUUAAACUACAUGUACACUGGUGAGAUCACCAUAGAACACUCGAACGUAGAGGAGCUCCUCAAGCUAGCCGACCAUUUCAUCAUAACUAAAGUAAUUGAAUACUGCAUAGAGUUUCUGGGGACUAAGCUGAACCUGGACAACUGUCUGUUCACCUAUUUUCUAACGCAGCGUUUCAAGUUGAAACACUUGGGGAACAUCGUUGAGAACUGGAUAAUGAGCCACAUUGACGACGUUUGCGACGGCGAGGAAAUAAUCGGGCUGAACGUCACCGAACUGCAGGAAUUUUUCAAAAACAAAAGCUUUGUCCUUUCCACUGCAAGAGCUUUAAAUGUGCUUUCUCAAUGGGUUUUGCACAACGUUGAAAAACGCGAAUCACACUUUGAUAAGUUGGUCAGAUGUUUCCACACGAACUCGCUCGAACCUGCCGAGGUUUUCAAACAUUUGGACACCUGUAUUCUGUACAGCAAAAGCGAGCUGUGCAUGUACCGGUUUCUGGACUAUUUGCUGCAAAAUAAUUGGAUGCUGUCCAAUUUCAAGUCGAGAUAUGACAAUCUCCAUGUUAAAUACGGCCAGAUGAUUUCGUGUAAUAAAAACGAGGAAGAAGACUCAAAGUCGGACAAAAUCGUCGUGUCCGAGAAAACCGACUCAAGCUCGCUGCAGAACAGCUUCAGUUCAGUGUUAGUCAAGGCGAAAUUGCGCAACAAGAAGCAACUUAUCUUGAAAAGACUGAUGUUAUUUGGUUUAAAACCUAGUCUAAGAAUGGCAGCUUUAAAAAUGUUGACUUCGAAAAAGAAGGUUUUGCCUUUGGCCGAUUCGGGACAGGAAGAAGAAGAAGACAAUGAUGAAAAGAUGGACAUCAAAUGCCCGAUUUGUUUCACAACAAUCAAUGAUAGUCUGCUGCUAGAGCAGCAUUUGGCGUUAAGUCAUGCCAAAGAUGUGACCUACAAGUGCGGGAUUUGUUCUUUUGUGUGUCAGUACCACGGCGAUUAUUUGAACCACAUGAAGAGCCACUUUUCGGGGCCGCCCUAUAAGUGCGACUACUUUUUCUUCUGGAUAGGUGACACCACAGCUGAUCAAAUUUCCAAGCUAAUCUCCCAUCGUGCCCAACACUUGGAAGAGUCCGUUUACCAGUGCACCUUUUGCUCUUUCAAAUGCCGCCUCAAGCAAAACUUCGUCUCCCAUUUAAAAAUCCACACCCCCGAGAAGAACUUCAAAUGCGACCACUGCACAAAAUCCUUCCGUUUCAAGCAAAACCUCGAAACGCACAUGCUGACACACACCACCGACAAAAACCUAACGUGCGAAUCGUGCGGUUUCCACACGAAAUUCCUCAGCCACAUGAUCGCCCACAAACGCAUCCACGCAGUUUUUUCUCCAGGGGACAUCUACCGCUGUUCGUACCCCCAUUGUAAGUACUCAACGGCGAAAAAGAACCAAUUGGCAAGUCAUGCCAAGAGCCACAAUGGGGUCAGGCCGCAUUCGUGCGGGAUUUGCGGGAGGGGCUUCAUGGAGAAGUCGCACUUGGUGCGACACGAGCGCAUCCACUUGGAGGAGAAGCCCUUCAAGUGCUCGAACUGCGAUUACGCGAGCUCGAGGCGGGAUAAACUGAAGGAGCAUUUUACAAGACACCAUGGAGAGAACGCCUCGGCGAAGGUGCCCUACAAGGCCCGACCAAUGCGCAACAACUCCACACGGCCCAAGUCACAAGCUUCGCAGGAAGCCACCACCACUACGAAUAACAACAAUAAUAAUAACAACGUAAAUUUCACGCAAACUAAUAGUAGUAGCACUAGUAGUACAGGGACCGGAGUAACCCAACCAAUAGGCAACGAAAUACAAGACUUGAUCAUGCAUCACCAGAAUCAUUCAGCCACGUCUUCUGCUACGAAUUUAUCGGCCAUUAAUUCGAAUUAUCACCAUUUCGGCGAUCCCACCGAUUUUCAUCAUCAUAACCACGCACAUAAUAUACAUAAUCAGAUUUUGGCGUCUGGACAUAAUCAAAGAUCGGCCACACAACAUCAUAAUAACAAUAUUGUUAAUCAUCAUAUGUUGGCAAGGUCUAAUCAUUCCACGGCCACGUCCACCGCUGCUGCUGUCGCUGCUGCUAUGAUGCUUGACCCAAGGUUUCACCACAAUACUUCCGUGCCCUACCACCCAACCACAACCCCGGUCUCAAUGGCAAUGGCUGCUGUUCAAUCAUCACAACAGAUCCAAGCUUCGGGCCAACACUCCGAAUAUCCUCCUUCUCUCCAGAACUGCAUGACACUAUUCUAGUCUGAAUAAUUGUGAUUCCUAUUUUGUUAUCUAGUAUUUAAUCGGCAUUUGUUGAUGUUGUAACUUUUUUGUUGACUUAUUAGCGAAUUUCUGUUGAUUUGUUUUCAUAGUUUUUAUAUUAUUAUAAUGCACUAAAAGGUAAUAAACAGUAAUGUGUAUCGUC